AAAUUGGGAAAAAAGUUGAGCUGCAGCAUUGAAAAAUGAACAACUUCGUCUUGGAUUCGGCACAUGUCGAUAUUGCACCUUCAGAGAGAAGCACUUAUCUGGACAAUGGAUGGACUGAAAUGAUCAAUGAUGUUGAUACUAACAACGAGUGUGGAUUGGAGAUAACUUUGAAUCCUAAAGAUUUCCAUGCCGAUAAUAAUUGGAUUAUGGGAAUCGCGAAGUCAACUGAAAACGAUCAAAAUCCGCCGCCGUUCAUUUCAUACGAGACUCCACCGGAUCCGUUGUAUAACCACUCUGACACUGAUUGGGGACUUGAACAACAAGAGGAUCGGAAUGAACAAACGGCUGGUCGUGAGCUUGCAAUAAUAGAACAGCCGAGGGAGCUGAUUCUGGAAAUUACCCCACCGCAGGCUCCGUCUCAAGAUCGACUGCCAACGAUAGAAGAUUAUUAUCCGCCAAUCCAGACGAUCAACUCAGAAGGACAUGAAUUUUUUAACGAUAAUGAUAUCGAAAACACGAGAAGUGUUUCAAUUCCAAUUUCUCAAACCGAAAUUACAUCUACUCCCGUCCAUUUGUCAAUGCAGGUACAUCAAGCUCCCCACAAUAUGAUGAACAAUCAUACUACUCCACCUUUGAAUUUGCCAACUCAUAGGCCAAAAUCCUCAAUUCGAAGAAUGCCUGCAAAGAAGACACCAAGCGUGAAAAGGGUAACAAACAAAACUGCCAUCAAAAAGAUCCCUGCCGAAAAACUACCAGGAAAAAAACCUAGAAUGACAAAAAUCGAACGGAUGAGCAUGACACCCGAAGAAAAAACAAAACACAUUAAAAAACAGAACAGGACAAACACCGCCACUUACGAUUUAAAGCAAAAAAAGAAACUUGAGGAUGCGCAGAAUAAGAAUCUGGAAGUUGAAUCACUUGUGAACGAAACCAAGUAUAAGACACAACUCAGAAGGAACAAAAUUGUGGAAAAGUAUCAAGUUCUAUCGGAGCGAUAUAAUACACACUAUUUUUACGGGAGCUUCGAAGACUUCGUUGGGAAGCUCCAACAAGAGGAAUAUAGGAAAAUGAAUGAGAUAACGGCGGAAAACAGGGAAGAUAUUGGAAAUCUAAAGGAAAUGUAUUCAGCUGCUGAGAAAUUGAUAGAAACAGCGAAGGGAUCGAGCAAAACACGCGCGAAGCAAAGUGCAAAGACGAAGAUGUUAGAAUAUCAAAACAGAUGCGGAGAAGUGGAAAUCGAAAAGCUCCAAGCAAUUUCGGAAACAUUGGAGCAGAUCGCAAUGCAUAUAGAUCAAUUCGUAUUGGAAAAUGGUAUCCCUGAUGAUAUUUUCCACGACGGUCUUCGGGCAGAUAUGUUCGAACCACCAUAAAUGAUAGAGUUGUAAAAAUCCCAUUUUUCGCUGUAUAUUUGUAUAUUUUUGCUCAAUCUCGUAGUGUGCCCAGUAAUUUAAAUAUUUUUCUUUUCCCGGUACCAUACAAUUUUCUAAAAACUUUAUAUUUUAUAUUUCUUGUAAUAUGUCCGUACUUUGAAUAAUGAACCGUAUUUAUUGAUA
Molecule: messenger RNA, 1553 nt
Organism: Caenorhabditis elegans
Lineage: Eukaryota; Metazoa; Nematoda; Chromadorea; Rhabditida; Rhabditidae
Gene: Y75B8A.32
Product: BZIP domain-containing protein
Exons: 10
Coding region: 36-1370 (444 amino acids)
Source: RefSeq, marked reviewed